AGCAGAUUUUAAAAACUAAAGGAAGAUGUCUUUUUUUCCCAAAAUCUCUUUCCAACGUGAAGUUGAAGAGUAUGUCACCAAAGUGUUCAGAAAUAAUGAGCUUAUCACCGCUUUAGGUACACAGGAGGCAGAGAGUAAAUAUCAAUCUCUGUUAAGUCAUCUAUCUCAUCCACCAGGUUUCACAACUGUUAGAGUUAAUACCCACUUGGCCUCAGUGAAACACGUGAAAAAAUUGCUCUUUGAAGAGAUCCAGAAGCAAUUUAAAGGACUAUGUGUUCCAGUUCUUGAGCACCCGAAACUCCAGGACAUCUUAAUAAUUCCUGUCAUUGGACCCAGGCGAGAUUUAAAAAAACAUUCAUCUGAAGUCAUUGUUGGAGCCCACUGUGGAUAUGCAGUACUUCGAGGAGCACAUGUUUAUGUCCCUGGAAUCAUAUCUACCUCAAGAUUUAUGAAAGCUGGAGAUCUGGUCUCAGUGUAUUCAGAUAUUGAAGGGAAAUGUAAAAGAGGAGCCAAAGAAUUUGAAGGAGUCAAAGUUUUUCUUGGAAAUGGGAUUUCAGAACUGAGUCGCAGUGAAAUCUUUAGUUCAAGUGGCCCCUUGAAUGGCAUGGGUGUAAGAAUGAUAGAGCCAGUCUACCUUAGUCUUUCGUUUGACAAUGUGCUCCCUAGUCAUUUGUUUUUACAGAACUUGCCUUCUGUGAUUGUGAGCCAUAUUUUAAGACCUCAACCAGGAGAGAGAAUUUUGGAUAUGUGUGCUGCACCUGGAGGAAAAACAACCCAUCUUGCAACAUUAAUGCAUGACCAGGGUGAAGUAAUAGCCAUGGACAAGAUAGCUAACAAGGUCAAAAAAAUUAAGCAGAAUGCUGAAUUGCUACAGCUGAAUUGUAUUAAGGCCUUUCGCUAUGAUGGAACAAAGGCACUUUCAGUUGAGAAGAGAGAGGAUGAACAAGAAGGACCUCCAUUCUUACCAGAGUCAUUUGAUCGAAUUCUUCUUGAUGCUCCAUGUAGUGGGAUGGGACAGAGACCAAACAUGGCUUAUUCCUCAACUUUAAAGGAAGUGACUUCUUACCAGCCACUACAGCGCAAGCUUUUCACUGUGGCAGUGAAAUUGCUGAAGCCAGGAGGUGUUUUAGUAUAUAGCACAUGUACAAUUACACUCUCUGAAAAUGAGGAGCAAGUUGCUUGGGCUCUGAAAACUUUCCCAUGCCUCCAGCUUCAGCCACAGGAGCCUCACAUUGGAGGAGAAGGCAUGAGGGGAGCUGGACUGUCGCUUGAUCAGUUGAAGCUGCUGCAGAGAUUUGAUCCAUCUGCUGUGCCAUUGCAAGGAAUGGAUAUUAAUUCUUUGCAAGAUUCCGGGGAAGAUGAUCUGAUUUCACUGGCAAAUAAGGACUGUAUAGGAUUUUUUAUCGCAAAAUUUAUUAAAUCGAACAGUAAAUAAGCAUUUAGGAAUGCAACCUGAAAAAAUACCUCUGUGAGUCUAAGAACAGUUCAGAUGUGCAGUGCGUUUCUUACUGCUGCAAUGUUGCCAAGCCAACGGGCUGACGGCAGGGUUGCUAUGGCAGCAAUAAAAUCUGCCAGCUGUUGUGCUGGGAAAGAGCCACAGGUUGCAGAAAGAAAGUCAUGGCUGGGGGAAGGGUAGUAUCGUUUUUAAGCCUCCAUUUGCUCUUGUAUUUACAGCAGGUCAGCGCAUGAAUGACAAGUAUGUUCACUCAUACCGCUGUCUGUUCUAUCUUUCCCCAUGCGAGUUGCUUAUCUAGUGCAGCAAGCGUAGGAACAGGGUUUCUCUGGGAGGGGAAGUAAGUUACUUUAUGAAAUGCAAACAUAAAUAAAAUAGAUGGGAACUAUUAUUGUGAAUUUUGGAAAAGGUAGUUUCUAUGGAGGUUUACCAAUAGUUAAUGUUUCAUUAAAUAGUGCUUCAUGAAACACUGUAACAUUUUACAAAGAACUGUUUAUAAAUUGAUACUUAGAACCUCAUUUCUCUUUUAUUUUAAUACAAGCAAGAUUCUCUGUACACAUAGUAUAUACACAAAAUACGAUUAGGCUUUGUAGCAUGUCUUUUAUAGCAGCAUGAAUAUAUUAAACGGUCUCACUCUGAGAAUGUAAAUAAAUAUUGUUUCAACAUCAAACUUCCCAUGCAUAAACUGUAUUGGUUCUGAAAUAGCCUAUUGGACUGGCUGACAAGUGACAAUUUUAAAAUCAAACAUUUGCAACAGAAGGGGCUACAGUUGUGAUUAAUAUAUCAAAAGACAGAAAACAAUGCAUAAUACCAUCUGAAAUGUUGCAAAUCACCUUUCAAACAACUAAGAAUAUUAACUCUUUAUUGGUUAGAAAGCAUCACCAGCUAAAAUCAUAUGAAAAUUGAAACUGGGGAAGCAUGCUAAUGAGAACUGCCUUAAUACACUGCUCAAAGUUUUAAUAAUCUAAAUUUCUUAAAGGUGUUAGAUGCAUUUGAAAAUUCUGCUUCAGGUCCAGAGAUGUUCUCCGUUUGAACAGUAUUCUCUUUUCUCAGUACUGCUGGAACUGACAAUAGCACUAAAAUUAGAGGGAAAAGGUAAGUACAAUUUGAAAACGUAAACUGACAUCUCUGUGUGUUUGGUUUUUUCUUCUCACUCAUCAAUUUCCAGUUUUUAAAAGCAUUAUCUGAAAAAUGUCUGUCUUUUCACACUAAAAAGUCUGUCUUUUCACUGUUUGGUUGGAUUAAAAAGAGCGAUACUUCUUUUUCCGUUUGUCUUUAUACUGUCCGAAGUGCUUUUGCAUUUGCUCACAAUCAAAACAAUUUAUACAAUUCUGUUUCUCAGUAGUCUGGUUGUUUACUUAUAUUUGCUAUAAAUGUUUUGAUACCGUAUGUUUUCUACUGUUCUUAAAUAAAACAAAUGUCCCUUCUAUUCUGCCAACGUUGCCUAGUACAUCCUCUGUAAGGCCUAUCCUAGCAGGAUAGGAGGAUAGAAUUCUUCUCUACUACUUGUCUACUUUUGUUGGUCACUCCUUGCCAUUAACCACAACAUGUCUAAAGAAGAUUUAAAGUCAUUUUGUUUCAUCAGUAGUAGGUGAGAUAGCCUAUUUAGAAUCAUGAAAGCUCAUACUAUAAAUUACAGUCUUUUUAGUCUAAAUAUGGCUAAAAUAAUUACUUGGUA
Aptenodytes forsteri (emperor penguin) is the source of this 3131-nucleotide messenger RNA. It is a transcript of the gene NSUN6, whose product is annotated as NOP2/Sun RNA methyltransferase family member 6. The coding region runs from base 26 to 1435 and encodes 469 amino acids. Gene Ontology annotation, biological process: RNA methylation. The record is from RefSeq and is a predicted model, not a curated record. NCBI's taxonomy places the organism in Eukaryota, Metazoa, Chordata, Aves, Sphenisciformes, Spheniscidae. Gene Ontology annotation, molecular function: methyltransferase activity; RNA binding. The transcript is spliced from 11 exons.